Molecule: messenger RNA, 574 nt
Organism: Rhagoletis pomonella (apple maggot)
Lineage: Eukaryota; Metazoa; Arthropoda; Insecta; Diptera; Tephritidae
Source: RefSeq, a predicted model, not a curated record
UACAAUGCCGGCGAACGGCGAACUUCGCCGAAUUGGGCGAUGCCGUCGUUCACCGGUCGCCCUGCUAAUUCGCCUACUUUAACACAAUUAGAGCGGCGGCGAACACAGCUGAUGCAAUUAUUUGACACUGAAAAUUUUUUCUGCAGAGUGAUUGAAAUAUCUGUACAUUAAUUUCAAUAUGAAUGAAAUCUCGCGGUUAAUACGCAUUAUCAAAAUUAUAAAUAUUAUGUGCGUGAUGGUGAAGAUGUAUUUGCUUGUGCGCCAACGAUUAAAGAGGAGAUGGUGGGUACGUCCAGUAAAUCUUACUAGACAACGUCUUGGUUUCCAUGAAACCUGUUUUGCCCAAUUAAAACUGAACGAUAAGGAGGAUUUCUUUAAAGCAACACGAAUGAGUGUCACCAAGUUCAAUGUCCUUUUAACUCUGCUUAGAGAAAAGCUUCAACGGUUUUCCAGGAGAGAGCCAAUAAACGAAGAGAUCCGCUUGGGAAUUACUUUGACAUACUUAUCACAAGGCUGCAGUCCACAGUUUUUGGCUUGGACCCACAAAAUUGGCGUUUCUACAAUAAGAAACAUA